This is a messenger RNA of Bursaphelenchus okinawaensis, 963 nucleotides long. Lineage: Eukaryota; Metazoa; Nematoda; Chromadorea; Rhabditida; Aphelenchoididae. The record is from the annotation of a GenBank genome assembly.
AUGGAGGCGAUGGCGUUACAUGACUUUCGGGGAGAAGAAGCAGAUGAACUCAGCUUCUCUCGAGGCCAGCUUCUGAAGGUAUUGGACAAAGAUGAAGACAGACAUUGGUACAAGGCCGAGUUGAAUGGUCAAGAAGGAUUGAUUCCAUCAAAUUAUAUUAGACUACUCGAACAUUCCUGGUAUUUGGGUAACAUUUCUAGAGUGGACGCAGAGAGGUUGUUGCUCCAAGAAGAUAAUGCUGAUGGCAGCUUUCUUGUGAGGAAAAGUGAAAGUACACCUGGGGAGUUUUCAAUUUCAGUAAGGUGAGUGUUUGCUUUAUUUUUUGUUUUUAGGACUUUAAAAAGAUAUGUAUUAGGGUCAACAAUGUUUUUUGAAAUGAAGCCGUUAAAUAUUAAACUGGUUUAGGUUUAACAACGCUGUACAACAUUUCAAAGUGCUACGGGAAAAACGAUAUGGUUUAUAUUACGUUUGGUCAAAGAGGUUUAACAGUUUGAACGAUCUAAUUGGCUAUCACAGGUAUGUUAUGUUGCUUUUAACUUAAGAAGGUAGGUAGUGGUAGUUAAAUAUAAGUAAAGCUUUAUUGUUUAUUUGUUGUUUAGAGCUAACUCGAUAUCAAAGUCGAACACCAUUCUGCUUCGGUCGAUGGAAUUAGCCUUCAGACAUCACACUUUUGUUCAAGCUUUGUUUGAUUUUGAUCCCAAAGAAUCAGGAGAACUUGCCUUUAGACGAGGAGAUAUCAUUACAGGUAAUAUUAUUGUUACUUAAAGCAUAUCGAGACAUCAAAAUGCCACAAAAUGAUAUAAUCUAAUUUUAAUCAGGAAUGACAUUCACGAUUAAAGCUUGCUGAUGUUUUAUGUUUUAGUAACGAAUCGAGACGACCGAAACUGGUGGAUGGGUACCUUGAACAAUCAACAAGGUGUGUUCCCAGCUACCUACGUUGCUCCAUACGAUAACAGGCCAUGA